GUAUGAAAAAAGCAGUGGUGAACCUUCCUGAUCAGAACUGGUGCAAUUCUAAUCUUUCCUACAAAGGGGUUCUGGCAGAAGAAAUGAUAUGUGCUGUAUAUGCACCAGGUGGAAUUGAUACUUGUCAGGGAGACAGGGGCGGUCCUUUGACCUGUGAGGGUGAUGAUGGUCGAUGGCAUCUGGUCGGAACAACAAUAUUUGAAGGAGGAUGCGCAGGAUCACUCUUGCCCGGCGUCUUCACUCGAAUCUCACAGUUUCAGUCAUUUAUUACAGCUGUGGUUUCAGGAGCAAUAACACCGGGUGUUACUGAAAUCACCCUUGAGCGUGCCGUCCCAGUGAACAUCACUUCUCCAAAUUACCCUUCCGACUACAACAUCGGUGAUAACAUCGUCUGGAAGGUAUCAGCCCCUGUCAACCACAGCGUCAGGCUGGACAUCGUCGACUUCGCUACCGAAUCGAACUUCGACUUCUUGUUUGUGGGCGAUGGACUGACGCCACUGAGUUACACAGAACUUGCGAGGCUGACGGGCUAUGGGUUAAGGUCGACUGUGACGUCACAUGGCCGCCAUAUGUGGCUCAAAUUCUCCAGUAAUUACGAACUUACUAACGUUGGAUUCAUGGCAACACUGAACGCUGUGGAUCCGAGAGAUGACAAUCCUCUAAUCUUGGUGAACGGAUCUACGCUCCAACAGCUCCGCUCACCAGACUUUCCUCAUGAUGCAAGCGACAGCGUGUACGAGAUUUGGCGGAUAAUGGCUCCUCAGGAUUACAGCGUGAGGGCGCGUUUCGACUUCUUUAACAUCACCGACGGUUCUUCGCUUACCGUGGGCUACGGCUGGAGUCCUUUAGUACCCACAAUUCUAGUGGAGUUGACUGGAAGUGAAUUGCCUGAAGAUAUUACCUCACCCACUCGAAAAUUGUGGUUUAGAUUUGUGUCGGAUACUGGGGACUUCAGUAGAAGGAAACGAAGAGCGGUCGGUUCGCUUAUGGGAAGUGGAUUCUUAGUGAAUCUAACAGCAGACAGGACUGAAGAUAUCAACGAGUGCCUGAGUAACCCUUGUCAUAAUGGAGGCACGUGUUCAGACAUCGAUGGCGGUUUCCAGUGCUUUUGUCUCGAAGGCUUUAAAGGGGAUUACUGUCAAACAGAGGAGAAUGAGUGUCAGAGCAAUCCGUGCCAAAACAAUGCCUCCUGCGAAGAUGGAAUAAACACUUUUACUUGCCGAUGCCCCAAUGGUUUCACUGGAUUGUAUUGCGAGACUAUCUUAGAGGAGAAUGAGUGUCAGAGCAAUCCGUGCCAAAACAAUGCCUCCUGCGAAGAUGGAAUAAACACUUUUACUUGCCGAUGCCCCAAUGGUUUCACUGGAUUGUAUUGCGAGACUAUCUUAGAUACCAGCAUCUCUGUGAUAGAAAGUGAAUGGAACGAAAUCACUGUCAUAUCUUCACCCGGCUAUCCAUCCUACUACGACUCGAACCUCGACCUUACUUGGGUACUCACGGCUCCAGAGGGUCACAUCCUCCAGAUACAGAUCCUACACCUGGCCCUAGAGACGGACUACGAUUACUUGUACAUUGGUUCUGGGCCUGGUCCCAAUGAACCUGGUUCUUGGGUGCUUCAGAAACUGACCGGGUAUAACUAUUCCAGUGCACUCGCUACACCCGGUCACUCUAUGUGGGUCAGGUUUACCACGGAUGUCUCAAGGGGUGAUAUUGGCUUCAGUCUUCGUGCCACAGCUAUACUAAACCCUGAAUGCAGCAGCGGUCAAAUGCAAUGUUCGAGUGGACUGUGUAUCAGCGAAUCGGCAAGGUGUGACGGAAAUAACGACUGUCUCGAUUUCUCAGAUGAGGAAUACUGUCCGUACUGCGAACAAGUUCAUUUAGAUAUAUGUAGACAGAGCCUGGCCUACAAUUUGACUUUUUUCCCGAAUCGGAACGCAGAGACAGCAGACGCUGCAGCGGGAGGCUUUAAAGACAUGGCAGAUACUAUAUCAUCGUGCCAUGAUCACCUGUUCCCUUUCAUGUGCACCGUAUACUAUCCGGAAUGCACCCAUAACGGCCCCACCCAUCGGGUGUGCUACUCCGACUGUUUAGCAGUCACUGAUGCCUGCAAGGCAUCCUUUGAGCAACUCCUCGACCGCCCUUGGCCCGUCAACUGUUCCAUGUUUACCGAUGAACAGGAGGAAGAUGGGAGCUGUUUUGGCCCUGCGGGAGAUCUUUUGGAUACCAACAUAUGCGGGACACGCCCUGCAUACGCCCCCGACCAAUCCAGGGUUGUUGGUGGUAUCAACGCACGCCCCGUGGAAUUCCCUUGGAUUGGUUCACUCCGCCUCGAAGGAUUGGAUUUUGGAUUUGGAGGACAUUGGUGUGGGUCUACCCUGAUCAACUCUCAAUGGGUUCUUACCGCAGCUCACUGCGUUGAUUACUACGUCGAUCGUGUAGUUUUUGGGAACGCACAUUUGACGGAUGACUCCGACAACGAGGUAGCGGUUGAGGUGGCUGAUAUUUUUGUCCAUCCCGAGUACUACAUCUCUACGCUCAUCAACGACAUCGCUCUGAUACGACUUGCUGAACCGGUGACAUUCAGUGACUACGUUACACCCGCGUGUCUGUCGGAAUCCUCGAAUGAACUCAAGGACUAUCGUCGCUGCCUCGUCGCUGGAUGGGGAACUACACUGGAAGGCCCACCGUUGACGGUGAGCAUGAAAAAAGCAGUGGUGAACCUUCUUGAUCGAAACUGGUGCAAUUCUAAUCUUUCCUACGACGGGGCUGUGGCAGAAGAAAUGAUAUGUGCUGGAUAUGCGCCAGGUGGAAUUGAUGCUUGUAAGGGAGACAGCGGCGGGCCUUUGACCUGUGAGGGUGAUGAUGGUCGGUGGCAUCUAGUCGGAACAACAAUCUUUGGAGGAGAAUGCGCAAAAUCACUCUCGCCCGGCGUCUACACCCGAAUCUCACAGUUCCAGUCAUUUAUUACAGCUGUGGUUUCAGGAGCAAUAACACCGGGUGUUACUGAAAUCACCCUUGAGCGUGCCGUCCCAGUGAACAUCACUUCUCCAAAUUACCCUUCCAACUACAACGUCGGUGAUAACAUCGUCUGGAAGGUAUCAGCCCCUGUCAACCACAGCGUCAGGCUGGGCAUCGUCGACUUCGCUAUCGAAUCGAACAUCGACUGCUUGUUCGUGGGCGAUGGACUGACGCCACUGAGUUACACAGAGCUUGCGAGGCUCACGGGCUAUGGGUUAAGGUCGAUUGUGACGUCACAUAGCCGCCAUAUGUGGCUAAAAUUCUCCAGUAAUUACGAACGUACAGACGUUGGGUUCAUGGCAACACUGAACGCUGUGGAUCCGAGAGAUGACAAUCCUCUAAUCUUGGUGAACGAGUCUACGGUCCAACAGCUCCGCUCACCAGACUUUCCUUUUGAUGCAAGCGACAGCGUGCACGAGAUUUGGCGGAUAAUGGCUCCUCAGGAUUACAGCGUGAGGGCGCGUUUCGACUUCUUUAACCUCACCAACGGUUCUUCGCUUACCGUGGGCUACGGAUCGAGUCCUUUAAUAACCACAAUCCUAGUGGAGUUGACUGGAAGUGAAUUGCCUGAAGAUAUUACUUCCCCCAAUCGAAAAUUGUGGUUUAGAUUUGUGUCGGAUACUGGGGACUCCAGUAGAAGGAAACGAAGAGUGGUCGGUUCGUUUAUGGGAAGAGGAUUCUUGGUGAAUCUAACAGUAGAAAGGACUGAAGAUAUCAACGAGUGCCUGAGUAACCCUUGUCAUAAUGGAGGCACGUGUUCAGACAUCGAUGGAGGUUUCCAGUGCUUCUGUCCCGAAGGCUUCAAAGGGGAUUACUGUCAAACAGGUCAGGACAAUACAAAUGGACUCGAUACCCUCAAGACAUAGCACCACGAAGAGAUAGCUAGACAAGAAUAUAAUCAUUCAGUAAGGCAGUGGUGUAGCGGGGGCCUCUGGCAUUACUGGGAUUGUCAGUAAUUUUAUUAGAUGGAUGAAGUAUAAAUUGUCGAGGCUACCAACGAGGGGGAACGAGGCACGUUUUGUUCGUUGUAUACAUCGUGCCCCUUGCAUCUACUUCAUUGGAGAGAUUUGUUCUUCAAAGUCAUGAAAAAGAUAUUGAAUACGGGAAACGGGAUACAUGUGUAUAUUAAACCUCUCUAUUUACCACGUGAAAAUGUGGCAGAUCUCUAAUUGGCUCAAAAUACCGAACCAUAACUUGAAUGAUAAUUUUUUUUCACGCUGUUCGAUAGACAUUGAAUAGAACAUAUCAAACUAGUUUAUCCAAUUCACAUGAGCUACAAUGAUGAAACUUGGUCAGGUUUGUUUUUCCCUUCAAUACUGACAUUAUUACAACGUAUUGCUUUUUCUAUUACGGUAAUGGGGUUUGGUCCUCUCAACAGUACGUAAAUAUGUCAAAACAUCUGGAAUUUAAUCCGAAAUAUACGAGAUAAUACAGAUUUUUUUUCUAUCAAAGUCCAAAUGUUUUUUUUUUUUUUUUUUUUACAUAUCCCUUACAAGGUAUAUGUGCAUUUUUAUAGAUGAAAUAAAUCAGAUGAAAUAAUGAUGUAUUCCGGGGCCUACUAAACGCCCCUGUACUGUUUUUUUGUGUGUAGGUCUGCUGGUUUCCAAACACGUCAAAUCCCCCUUUCCUUUUUGUUUGUUUGUAUUCUCUAAUAUAGAAAUUAUAUCUUAAAUGUUUCAUAUUUGUGGUGAUAGAAAAAUAAUUAUAACAUAUAUAAAAAAAUAAAAAAAAUUACUAUAUGUAGUCUAAUACAUUCGUGCUGCACUCGUUGCUUUGUUUUUAUGUUAAAGUCAGGUGAUGUUUAUCAAUACUGGGAAAAUUAGAUUUGUAUAACUUAUUUAUAGAGAGUAAUCUGAAAUUAGAGUGUGGUGAAUGUACACUUUCUCCUUUAACAAUUUUAAUGUGUAUGGUUCAUGGUUCAUGUCCUUGACUUUGAAUCGGGAGGUUGAGGGUUCGAAUCUUUGCCGGAUGCGUACACUGGCAUUUGACUAGGCAUUUGAUCAAUACUUGCCUCUCUCGACGUUACUAUGAACAUAGUACAUGUAUAAGGAAAACGAUUAUGUCGUUUUUUAUUUUAUUUUUAACGAAGGCUCAUAUUCACAAGUAUGUCGAUGACACAUGAUUGUGUUAUCAAGCUUCAUUUUGUGUGUACUGUAGCAUAUUUAACUCUACUCUCGAUCUAUUUUUCGUUGUUUAUUGACUUUGACAUAAUACCCUUGAUCCCUUUUCCUUUUUUCUUUUUCUUUCCAAUCUGUACAUAUACCAUAUAUUCCUACUUGACCUCCGCACUCAGAGAGCAAUAACUCAUUGAUGUCUCGAUUUGUUGUCAGCUUGGGUUAGUCCAUAUUAGAUCACCCUCUCAUGGGCGGGUUGAUUUUUGCUCAAGUGAUACAUAUUUUCGCACAUACGUUGAGUUUGUUAGCUCACCCGGUGUGAUGGGGAUGUGCGCAACUUCGGGUAUGCUUGUUGUAGUCAUCCAUGCUGUGGUCGAUGCAUCGUUGGGUAGUUGUUCUCUGAGAGUAUUUUGUAAAUGGUUUUAUAUAUACCAUAUUUGUUGUUGUAUUCAUGAAUCAGUUAUCUUUGUCACAUCACAUGAGGGG
This is a messenger RNA of Strongylocentrotus purpuratus (purple sea urchin), 5615 nucleotides long. RefSeq lists its product as uncharacterized. The record is from RefSeq and is a predicted model, not a curated record. Gene Ontology annotation, biological process: proteolysis. Lineage: Eukaryota; Metazoa; Echinodermata; Echinoidea; Camarodonta; Strongylocentrotidae. Bases 3 to 3881 code for a protein of 1292 amino acids. Gene Ontology annotation, molecular function: calcium ion binding; serine-type endopeptidase activity; protein binding. The transcript is spliced from 19 exons.